Molecule: messenger RNA, 5707 nt
Organism: Drosophila albomicans
Lineage: Eukaryota; Metazoa; Arthropoda; Insecta; Diptera; Drosophilidae
Product: band 4.1-like protein 4
Exons: 17
Coding region: 214-5109 (1631 amino acids)
Cellular component (GO): cytoskeleton
Source: RefSeq, a predicted model, not a curated record
AUAAAAACCAACAACAACAACAGAAGAACGCGAUCCAGUGAAUAUCAAGCGAAAAACAAGAACAACAAUAACAAUUACUAUUAAAGAGCCUUUGAAGCGAAAAUGCUGACAACUUUGAGGGACAACGCGGCGCAUACGCAAUUAGCUUAAGAGUCGGCAGAACGAGUUACGAGAAGACAAACAAGACAGCAACUGCAAAACGGCGGCAACAAUAUGAAUUGCCUUUGCCGACCCUCGCGGAUUAUGUCCGUGCGCAUUAAUUUGCUGGAUGAAACUGACUUUAUACACGAGAUCAAGGAUGAUUUGCCGGGCCAAGCGCUGUUGGAUGUCGUUUUUGCCAGGCUCAAUUUAAUCGAGACUUCAUACUUUGGCAUUCGCUACAUAGACGACGAGAAUCAAACGCAUUGGCUGGAUCCAGCGUCACGCAUUUCACGCCAACUAAAGCCCAAAUCGGAUCCAUAUGAUUUGUAUUUUGGCGUUAAAUUUUAUGCCGCCGAUCCUUGUAAACUGCUCGAGGAGAUAACGAGAUAUCAACUUUUCCUGCAAGUCAAACAGGAUGUGCUACAGGGUCGACUGCCCGUUGCCUUCGAGUUGGCCGCCGAAUUGGGCGCCUUUGUGGUGCAAUCCGAAUUGGGGGACUACGAUCAGAGGCGGCAUUCAAAGGGAUAUGUGUCGGAGUUUCGCCUGCUGCCCAAUCAGAGCAGCGAGUUGGAAGCCCGCGUCUCGGAGCUGCAUCAACAGCUCAAGGGCAUGUCGCCAUCGAGUGCCGAGCUGAACUAUUUGGAUAAAGUCAAAUGGCAUGACAUGUACGGUGUUGAUUUGCAUCCCGUGCUGGGCGAAGACAGCGUGGAAUACUUUUUGGGCCUGACACCCAGCGGAAUUGUCGUGCUGCGCAACAAGACGACGGUGGCUCAUUACUAUUGGCCGCGCAUUGCCAAAGUUUAUUAUAAAGGACGCUAUUUUAUGCUCAGGAUAAGCGAUAAAAAUAAUGAGCUCAGCACUUAUGGCUUUGAGACUCCAAGGAAAUCGGCGUGCAAACAUUUGUGGCGCUGCUGCGUGGAGCAUCAUGCGUUCUUCAGGCAGGUGCGCGUUGCACCGCUGCCCAAUUCACAGUCACAUGCAGCGGAUUUGUUUCAGCUUGGUUCGCGCUUUAGACACAGUCGCACGGACAAGCAAACGGAGAAGGAUGCACUUGCCGCCGGACGUGCUCCGCCAGCGUUUACGCGUGUUCCCUCCAAGCGCCAGCCACGACGCGUGAUUGAUGACUUUUUUAACAGCAACAACGGAGGUGGUGGCGGAGGCGGUGGAGGCGGCGGUGGAGGAGGUGGCAUCAUCUCUAUGGGCAACCGUCCACUGCCACAGCCGCUGCCGCUGCAGAGCUUGGCCAACAGCAAUGGCAACAGCGCCAACAACUACGACAGUCCCUACCGCUCCACGUAUAGCAUACCCACAAGCUUGGGUCUGCGUCCCAGCAACAGCAGCAACAGCCAUCAGCAGCAGCAGCAGCAGAACAACAACUCCAGCAGCUACAACAACAAUGGCAGCAAUUUGCAGACACCUGACUCGCCUCGCAGCACGCGCAGCGCUCCCUGGCCGAGAUCCCAGCAGCGUUCGCUCUUCGGCCACAAUCCCUCAAGUCCACGCUCGGUGCGUUCGGUCAGCACCACGGGCGGUGGUCUGCAUCAUCAUCAUAGCCAUCACAGCCAUGGCCAUGGCACCAGUCAUCAUCAUCAUCAUCAUCAUCAACAGCAGCAGCAGCAGCAACAAACAUCGUCGUCGUCGUCGCAUCAUCAGCAUCGACAGCAACGCGCCAGCUCCUCAUCCGCCUCGCAUCAGCAGCAACGCUAUCGCUCCAGCUCCGUGGAGAGUCAUUCGUCCAACGAUUCGCGCUCCACGCGACGCCACAAGCAUCGCCAUCGUCGCACCUCGGACAAUGAGAGCGAACUGUCUCGUGGCUCGGGUCGUUCGGGGCGUUCCCAUCAUCGCAAGCAUCGACGCUCACAUCGACAUCGUCGGGAUUCCGCCGGUGGCUCCGAUCAUGACAGCACACGUGGACGCAGUUACUCUGGACAUCGCAGCUCUUCGAUGCGCAGCGGCAGCGCUGAACUCAUUGAUUCCACUACUCAAUGGCGUGAGGUGCAACGUCGCCAGGCUGAGGCGAGUCUAGGACAGAGUUCGGUGCAACAGGCAUCGGUGUCCAAGAGCAGCAUGGUGGCUCGCAGUCUGCACAGCAAUGACAGCCACUCGGAUACGCAUUCGCAUCACAAGUCGCGACGCCAUCGUAAGAACAAAUCUCCUUCGGAGUCACGCAGCCGCAUGUGGAACAGCGAGCUGGCCAAGCAUCUGCAGUUCGAUCUAGUGGACACCGCUGGCAUGUCGGAGCAGCAACUACGCGAGAUUCCCUACACUGUGGUGGAGACCACCUCGAAGCGCUCGAACUCCAAUCUGAAGAUACACAAGAGCAACAGCAAGAGCAGCGUCGGUGCCAAGAGCACAGGCUCAGGCAACACCAUCACCAAUGGCAGCGGCUCAGGCAAUGCGGGACAGGCCAAGAAUCGCGUGGAUCGCAUUCGCGGACUCUACUACCAAAGCUCUCAUCCGCAUGAUAGCAAUGGCGGCGGCGUCGGCAAUCCUGGCGGUGGUGGCCACGGAGGUCACGGUGGUGCAGCUCCCAAGAACGGUUCCAUACGCUCGGCCAGCACAAUCUCUUCCCGGGAGUGCGAACGCAACAAUGGACACGGCUUAGUGCGCAUGAUGUCUAGCAUGAGUAUGGGCGACUUCAUCUCGCCCACGGGAUCCAAUCUGAGUCCACUGGAGAACUCGGCGUUACGUGUUUCACAUGAGCACACAGACUCUGGACUGGGAGCUGAUCAGGACUAUGCAUACUCCUCAGAAAGAUCCAGCGAUAGCACACGUUAUGGCACCAACAAAUCAUCAGGCGCCUCGAGCGGCAGUCAUCGCAAGUCAGUUGGCAGCGCCAGCAACAGCGGCGGCAACAACGGUGGAGGAGGUGGAGGCGGUGGCUACAACAGCCUCAUGCAACAGACUGUGAGUAAUCAGCAGCAGCAACAGCAACAACAACGUUCGCUCUUCGCACAGCGACAACAGAAGCCCAAUUACAAAUACGCCAACAACUCCUCGAACUCCACAUCGUCCUCCACUAACCCAAAACAAAACCUGGCGCCCGUACACGGCGCAUCCUCCACAUCCACAGCAAAUACUAACUCGACGAGCGUGUCAACAACACAGUCGCAGUCGAACAACAACCAUAAAAGCAGCAGCAGCAGCAGCGCUGGCAACACUGGCGCCAGCGGCAGCAAUCGCCUGCUCAGCUACACGACGUUCGAGAACAAUCAGUACAAGUUCAGUUUGAACAAUGCGGCGCUGGGCAAGGCGACGACGUCUGGCGCACGUGUUGCCAGCAGCAGCAGCAGCAAUCUCACGGGUAACAUGGUAACAACCGGUAAUGGUGGUGGUGGUGGCAAUGCUCUUAGCAGUGGUGGUGGUGGUCUUGGUGGUGCUUUCAGUCGACAACGCAGCUUUGUCGAAUGGCCAAAUAACCCGGCGGCGCCUUAUUACUAUCAAGGACCCUCGACGAGUGCGGCGCAAGUGAAGCGACGCGAUGCCAAGUCCGACAUUGGUGUCCCCACACGUCGGCUCUCCGGUCAGAGUGUGACCAAGACGCAGCUGCUCACCGGGGGCAGCGGCGGCGGCAGUUCGCAGUUGGCCAAUGCCAGCUGUUAUCCCAUGCACUAUGCCAGCAGCAAUGUGACCAAUCUGAGUGGCCACAAUCGCGUCUUGGGUCAACGCGGCGUCGUUGGCAGCGCCGGUGUUGGCAUUGGCUUCGCUGGCCUGCAGCCAGCCAAAUCGGAUCUGUUUCUCUCCUACAUCCAUGGCGGCGAAUACGAACGGCCCUACAUCUACAACUACAAGAUGCCACAGAUGCCGCCCGGCUUGCUCGGCGGCUCGUUCUCUGGCAUCGGGCAUAGCAAUGGAAGCAAUGGCAGCGGGUCGGGGUCGGGUUCGGCCUCGGGGUCGCCGAAGCAACAGGCGAGCGCGUAUCACAUUUCGGGCGCACAGACUGCGGAUCCCCCGCCACCGCCGGCGCCUUUGUACGGCGGCUCGGCGCCCGCCAACGAUGUCAUGUACUAUCAGUUUGACAAAGGCGCCGCCAAGUCACAACAACAACAACAGCAACAGUCACAACAGCAGCAGCAACAGCCUCCGCCCAUUGUGCAGCAGCCAAAGGCGACGUCAGCGAAUGUUGCAGGUGGGGCUGGGGCAGCUGCUGGGCCAUUAGUGUAUCUGCAGCAUGGACAGAAUGUCGCGCCAUCGAAUGUCACCUCAACGCAGCAAACUGCAAUGCAUCAUCAUCAUCAUCAUCAUCAGUCGUCGCACUCCUGCAGCGAGGAGGACGAAGCGAUGGCCGUGUUGGAGGCAAUGCAACCGGAUGCGACCACAACUAAUGAUGAGGCCGAAGAAGACACCGAUGAUGUGUAUGACGAUGAGGCGGCCGAGGCUGAGGAUAUGUUUGAUCCUGAUGUCCCUUUGAUGUCCCCAACUGGCAGCAACAACAGUGCCAACAACAACAACAACAACAACUUCGGCAGCAACAACAACUCUAAUCGAAAUGCAGUUGCAUCCAUUUCCGCAUUGGCCAAUAUUAAUCUAGAUAAUUGCAAUGCGAAUGUCUACGGUGGUCAACAACAGUGUGCCAACGACACCAGUCUCCAUCAGCAGCAGCAGCAACAGCAGCAACAACAACUUGUAUUGCCAAUUACCACAAGCAACCAAACGUUAAAUUGUCCCACAUUGAAUGCAAAUAGCCAUAGCAGUAGCCAAACCAACUCCAAUUCCAAUAGCAACACCAAUAGCAAUUCCAAUACCACUUGCAAUACGAAUGCGUAUCCGAAUGAACCAACAGCAUCAUCCCCAGUUGCCCCCACCACAGCAACAGCAACCACAACAGCAGCAGCAGCAACUGCAACGAACUCACAACGAACCAAUUCCAAUUCGCACUCGAAUUUACAACAAAAUCAAAACAUUUCCUCCAGUUUAGAGAUAAUUCUAUCGCCAAUUAUACAAAGUAGUCGCCGAGCGCAAUUGUAAGCGAAAUGAGCACAGAAUUGUGAGAAUUAGCUAAAUUUAAUUUGCAAUAGCCAACGCCCGCCCACAACGAGCACGCCCACACUCACGCCCACGCACAUGGCCAGGACCUCGCAGCAGCAGUAGAAGCAGCUGGAAAUGUUUGUGCCUCAGCGCCGCCACCAACAGCAUUCUGUAAACUUUGGCUGCAGCAGCAACAUCAACAGCAGCAGCAGCAACAACAACAGGAGCAGCAGCGGCAACAACAACUUUACGAGCAGCAGCAAGCUUGGCUAUAAGCAACAGCAACAACAUGUGUAAGUGCAAAGUUAAAUGAAACUACAUGCGGGUUGCAGCGCUGAAAAGUAUGCUACACUAAAAGUAAAGGCAGCAGCUGCAACGAGAACAACAGCAGCAGCAACCAACAUUAACAACAAUAAACAACAUUUAAAAGCCGUCGAGGCAAAAGUUGUACGAAAACUUUUGGGCUCCGGCAACGUUGCGGGCUUUUGUCGUUGCAAAUUAAAUGUACAUUCUGCCAACAUGUAAAUAGAUAAUGUCUUUACCCGAAUCUUAUGUAUACUAUAUAAGUAUGAGAGUGCGUGUGUGUGUGAAAGAAUGU